GGACUCAGGGACUGACUCUUCCCGUCUUAUGACUGUGUUUACUGGGCUGGAUUUUGGGAAGGGGCCAGAUUGCAUCAGACAAGGCCUCAUGGGCUGGAGCCAGACUGUGGUCUGAGGAGGAGACACAGCCUUAUAAGCUGAGGGAGUGGACUGGGAGUGGAGAGGCCUGGGGCCAGGAAAGCAGAGACAGACAAAGCGUUAGGAGAAGAAGAGAGGCAGGGAGGACAAGCCAGGCACGAUGGCCGCCUUCCCACCAGCAACCAGCGCCCCCCAGCAGCCCCCAGGCCCGGAGGACGAGGACCCCAGCCUGGAUGAAUCUGACCUCUACAGCCUGGCCCAUUCCUACCUCGGGCCUCUCAUCAUUCCUAUGCCCACUUCACCUCUGACUCCUGCCUUGGUUACAGGAGGCAGAGGCCGGAAAGGUCGCACCAAGAGAGAAGCUGCUGCCAACACCAACCGCCCCAGCCCUGGCGGGCACGAGAGGAAACUGGUGACCAAGCUGCAGAAUUCAGAGAGGAAGAAGCGAGGGGCACGGCGCUGAGACAGAGCUGGAGAUGAGGCCAGACCACGAAUACUACACCCAGCAAUAGAGACGGGACUGCGGAGGAAGGAGGACCCAGGACAGGAUCCAGGCCGGCUUGCCACACCCCCCACCCCAGGACUUAUCCCCGCUGACUGAGUCUCUGAGGGGCUACCAGGAAAGCACCUCCAACCCUAGCAAAAGUGCAAGAUGGGGAGUGAGAGGCCCGGAAUGGAGGGGCAGAGCCAGGAAGAUACCCCCAGAAAAGAAAGCUACAGAAGAAACGGGCUCCUCCAGGGUGGCAGCAACAAUAAGUAGACACACACGGCAGCCACAGCUUGGGUGUGUGUUCAUCCUUGCUCUUUGUGUGUUUUUGUUCGGGCACGUGUGUGCCUGCCUGUGCCUGCACAUUCAUGAGCCUGAGAGAGCAUCUUUGAUGUGUAUUUGUGUUUGGUGUAUGUAUCUGGGGCAGGGAGUGUUCCUGCUCUUGGAGGGUCUACGCUGUGAAUGCGGCUUUUGGUUUGUUUGUUUUUGCUUGCAUAUAUUUUAGUGCAUACAUUUCUGUGGGCUCCUACGUAGUGGAAAGGAAUUUCUUCUGCUUUUUUGCAAUACUGCCCAUGAAACACAGCCCUCCCCAGCGCCUGUCUGUUUUUGUUGAUUGUGUCCUGUUCAUAGACAGGAAUGCUACUUAUGAGUGCCAUGUAAAAGACAGAGAAAACUGAGAUUUAAAAUAUUAAAGGCCAGGGCCGGGCACAGUGGCUCACGCCUGUAAUCCCAGCACUUUGGGAGGCCGAGGCGGGCGCAUCAUGAGGUCAGGAGUUCAAGACCAGCCUGACCAACAUGGUGAAACCCCGUUUCUACUAAAAAUACCAAAAAUUAGCCGAGCAUGAUGGCAGGUGCCUGUAAUCCCAGCUACUCAGGAGGCUGAGGCAGUAGAAUCGCUUGAACCCAGGAGGUAGAGGUUGCAGUGAGCCGAGAUUGUGCCAUUGCACUCCAGCCUGGGUGACAGAGGGAAACUCUGUCUCAAAACAAACAAACAAAAACUAAAGUCUGGGAGCAGUGGCUCAUGCCUGUAAUCACAGCAGUUUAGGAGGCUGAGGUAGGAAGAUUACUUGAGCCUAGGAGUUCAAGACCAGCCUGAGCAUCAUAGUAAGACCCCAUUUCUACAAUUUUUUUUUUUUGAGACAGAGUCUCACUCUGUUGCUCAGGCUAGAGUGCAGUGGCACCAUCUUGGCUCACUGCAACCUCUGCCUCCCGGGUUCAAGCAAUUCUCAUGCCUAAGCCCCCUGAGUAGCUGGGAUUACAGGUGAGCACCACCACACCCGGCUAAUUUUUGUUUUUUUGUUUUUUUGAUACAGAGUCUCACUCUGUCGCUCAGGCUGGAGUGCAGUGGCAUGAUCUCAGCUCACUGCAACCUCUGCCUCCUGGGUUCAAGCUAUUCUCCUGCCUCAGCCUCCUGAGUAGCUGGGACUAUAGGCACCUGCCACCACGCCUGGCUAAUUUUUGUAUUUUUAGUAGAAACAGGGUUUCACCAUGUUGGCCAGGAUGGUCUCAAUCUCCUGACCUCAUGAUCCACCCGCCUUGGCCUCCCAAAGUGCUGGGAUUACAGGCAUCAGCCACCAUGCCUGGCCAAUUUUUGUAUUUUUAGUAGAGAUAGGGUUUCAUCAUGUUGGCCAGGCUGGUCUCAAACUCCUGACCUCAAAUGAUCUGCCCACCUCAGCCUCCCAGCCUUUGGGAGGCCAAGGAGGGAGGAUCGCUUGAGGCCAGGAGUUCGAGACCAGCCUAGGCAACAUACCAAGACCCUGUCUCUACAAAAAUUUAAAAAUUAGAAAAGCAUGGUGGCUCAUGCCUGUAGUCCUAGUUGCUCAGAGGCUGAAGUUGGAGGAUCCCUUGAACCCAGUUGGAGGCUGCAGUAAGCCAUGAUGGUGCCACUGCACUCCAGCCUGAGCAAUAGAGUGAAACCAUGUAUUGAAAAAGAGAGAGAGAAGAAAGAAAGAAAGAAAGAAAGAAAGAAAGAAAGAAAGAAAGAAAGAAAGAAAGAAAGAGAAAGAAAAGAAAGAAAGGAAGAAAGGAAGGAGAGAAAGAAAAGAAAGAAAGAGAAAGGGAAGGAAAGAAAAGAACGAAAGAAAGGAACAAAGGAAGAAAGAAAGGAAAGGAGAGAAAGAAAGAGGAGAAAGGAGAAAAAGAAAGAAAGAAAGAGAAAGAAAAAGAAAGAAAGAAAGAAAGAGAAAGAAAAAGAAAGAAAGAAAGAAAGAAAGAAAGAAAGAAAGAAAGAGAAAGAAAAAGAAAGAAAAGAGCGAGCCAGGGCGCAGUGGCUCAUACCUGUAAUCCCAGCACUUUGGGAGGCCAAGGCAGGUGGAUCACCUGAGGUCAACAGUUCGAGAUCAGCCUGACCAAUAUGGAGAAACCCCAUCUCUACUAAAAAUACAAAAGUAGCCAGGUGUGGUGGCGCAUGCUUGUAAUCCCAGCUACUUGGGAGGCUGAGGCAGGAGAAUCGCUUGAACCCAGGAGGCAGAGGGUGUGGUGAGCCAAGAUUGUGCCAUUGCACUCCAGCCUGGGCAACAAGAGCAAAACUCCGUCUCAAAAAAAGAAAAAAAGAGAGGAAGAAAGAGAGAGGGAGAGAGAGAGAGAAGGAGGGAAAGAAAGAGGAAGGAAAGGAGGAAGGGAGGGAGGGAGGGAGGGAAAGAAAUAAUAAGGGAUUUGCUGUAGGUCACUCAGGGCUCAUAUUCAGGGAUCUUAUUGUCUUCGGAUAUGAGGUGGGUCCCCAGGCCAAGGGGGCUGUGGGACAGGGUUCUGGGAAGUGAGAUGGGGGAGGGAGAUUCUUACUCAGUGCUAUGUCUCAGGACCAGAGUUGAGAAAAAUAUGGGGCAAACAAGAAGUGUGGUUGGAGCUGAGAUGAUUUAUUGAUUGAGAUACAGGUUUGGGUUGCUAUUACGAAGAAUCAAAACAGGAUAGAAAGUUACUCCUCUCUUACUUAGCCCCAAGUCCUCCUGGGUUCAAAUGGCAGCUCCAUUGUGUUGAGGAUUCCAGCUAUUUUUACUCAUUGUUCUGCCACACCUAAAACGUGGCUUCCACUUUGAGGCCCAAAAUAGCUACUCCAAUACCUGCCAUCACAUUUGCAUCUCAGCCUGUGGAAAGAGUGUGGAAGAGACAGAGGAGGCCACACCUCUUCAAUUUUAGGGCAUAACCUAAAAGUAGAACACAUCACAUCUGCUGGGAAUGUGGCUACAUGGCCACACCCAACUACAAGAGAGGUUGGGAAAUGUAGCAUUUAGCUGCUUAGCCACGUGGUAGCCAAAACUUGGGCAACAGCAGGGUUUUAUGAUGAAAGGGAACCAGAGAGAGUGAAUACAGGAAGAAGCUAGCAAGAAACAUUGCCCACAUGCAGACUCAACAGAUGUCGGGGGAGAAAACUCUGAGAUUGGGCCCCGGGCACAGCCUGUUUCCUUUUCCCCUGUCCCUUUCACAUAAGCCCCACACUGCAGAACUUGGAGUCAGUGGUUCAUGGGGACCCAAGGACAUCCACCGAGGACCAAAGUACCUGAUAGAGCAGGAACAGAUGCACGUCAGACUACGACCAGCUUGAACCCUUGGGGACCUGUAUCCAUCCCCUUCCCUUGAGUCCAGCCUAAUCACAGCCACAGAAUGAAUCCAUGACCGGGAAGGAUAUUUAAGGACCUCUGGCCCACUCUCCCCACUCAACAGUGGGACUGCCUCUACUUGUUUGAAUACCACUAUGGAGGGGGAACUUGCUACGUUUGAAGGUUGCUGAAUUGUUUUGUUUUGUUUUGUCUUGUUUUGUUUUGUUUUGUUUUUGGAGAUGGAGUCUCUCUCUGUCACCCAGGCUGGAGUGCAGUGGUGUGAUCUCAACCCACUGCAACCUCCACUUCCUGGGUUCUAGCGAUUUUCGUGCCUCAGCCUCCCUAGUAGCUGGGACUACAGGUAUGUGCCACCACACUUGGCUAAUUUUUGUAUUUUUAGUAGACACGGGGUUUCACAAUGUUGGCCAGGCUGGUCUCAAACUCUUGACCUCAGGUGAUCUGCCUGCCUUGGCCUCCCAAAGUGUUGGGAUUACAGGCUUGAGACACACCGCCUGGCAAAGGUCGCCUAAUUCUAUCUCAGGGCAAAUCGUUCAUGUGGGCUGAAAUCUGUCUGUCAUACCUACCCUUAAAUAAACUUCUGUUUUUCUGGUC
This is a messenger RNA of Symphalangus syndactylus (siamang), 4713 nucleotides long. RefSeq names its product nuclear protein 1, transcriptional regulator (gene NUPR1). Gene Ontology annotation, biological process: negative regulation of cell population proliferation; negative regulation of cell cycle. NCBI's taxonomy places the organism in Eukaryota, Metazoa, Chordata, Mammalia, Primates, Hylobatidae. The record is from RefSeq and is a predicted model, not a curated record. Gene Ontology annotation, cellular component: nucleus.